Molecule: messenger RNA, 1056 nt
Organism: Didymodactylos carnosus
Lineage: Eukaryota; Metazoa; Rotifera; Eurotatoria; Philodinida; Philodinidae
Source: the annotation of a GenBank genome assembly
AUGCCGGAUAGUCGCUGCACUAGAAAUGAUUUAGAUGAACAAAUCAAUUGCUCAAUAUCGGGCCAAUUGCUACUAUCUCCACAUACAUUAUAUAUAACAAUGGAUACAGAUUUGAAUGUGUCGUCAACUCAGAAUGUUAUGGACACAGCUACUCAUCUUGGUCAGGUGGAACCAAAUGAGAAUGCUGUAGUAAAUCCAAACUCAAAUAAUAAUAAUAACGCAUCAAAUAAUGGAAUAACUUUAACUUCACAGACACACACAGAAUUACAGAGAAAACAAUUUAUACAAAAACAACUUGUAUUACUAUUACAUGCACAUAAAUGUCAGAAACGAGAAGAAAAUGAUAAACAACAUACAGGCUGUAAUAUAUCACAUUGUAAUACAAUGAAAAAUGUUUUACAACAUAUGACACAAUGUCAAAACCAUCAAACAUGUCCAGUUCCACAUUGCGUUACAUCAAGACAAAUUAUAUUACACUGGAAAAACUGCAAGAAUACACAAUGUCCAAUAUGCCAAAUAUUAAGAUCACCACCAGCAUCACUAACACCACCACAUCACCAGAAAACAAGUGCUAAAGAAUGGUCGAAAUGUGUAACAGCUGAAAUGCGUAAUGAUCUAGUACAAAAAAUUAUAUCAGCAUUAAUACCAACAGCAGAUAUAAAUGUAUCUUGGGAUGAAAGAAUGAUUAAUUUAGCUAAUUAUGCACAACGUAUUGAAAAUGAAACAUAUGAUAUAUCUAAUAAUCAAGAAGAAUAUUUUCAUAAAUUAGCUGAAGCAGUCUAUAAAAUUCAUAAAGAUUUAGAAGAUAGACGCGAAAGGAUACGUCAACUAGAACAACAACAACAACAAACAGGUAAAACAAUAACAACAACGUUAUCAUCAACAUCAUAUACAGAUCCAUUAUCAUCAGGACAUAAUAUAGGUUUAACGGACGGCUUAGCGGGUGAACAUGGUCCACCAAAUGAUGCUGCAUCUCAAUCAGAUAUACCAUCAUUUUCAUUAUCAACACGUUGUACAGAUGUUUUUGAUUUAAAUGACUUACUCUUACUUUUGUGA